Messenger RNA from Frankliniella occidentalis (western flower thrips), 2569 nucleotides. RefSeq names its product growth arrest-specific protein 1-like. Lineage: Eukaryota; Metazoa; Arthropoda; Insecta; Thysanoptera; Thripidae. Bases 305 to 1168 code for a protein of 287 amino acids. Gene Ontology annotation, biological process: regulation of cell cycle. The record is from RefSeq and is a predicted model, not a curated record. The transcript is spliced from 4 exons.
UUUCGUUCGUUUCGUUCCUUGGUUCUAGUCAGUCUGCGCGCAGCGGUGGCACUGUGAGGACGCCGUCAGACAGCCCCGCACCGCCGCGCCGACCCCCCGGACGCCCCCGUGCUCGACGUCGCCGCCGAGAGUGCGCGCCGCGCCUACUAGUGCAGUGCAGUGAGAUAGUGUGCCCCUAGUGAACAGCAGCGACGCCAAAGGGAUAUAUCGCAGCUCGACAUCAGCUCGACGUCAACCCCGCCAGGCGUCAUGGACGCAGCAUGGACGCAGCAGUAGCGAGCACGGCCGCGACCUGUCACUAAGGAUGUCCCUGAGGGGCAGCAGGCUCGCCGUCGUCGUCCUGCUGGUGGCCGCGGCGCUGCCGAGGGCCGCCUCCGCGCCGGACAUGCUGCCGCCGGCCGCGCCGUCGCCGCUGGGCCUCGCCCUGGGCCUGGGGCUGCCGCUGCCGGGCGUGCCGCUCGAGGACGCCGACCAGGGCCGGCGGCCGAGCUGCGAGGAGGCGCGCCUCAAGUGCGCCUACCGGACGGGGUGCGGGCGCGCGCUGCAGAUGUACAUCGUGGGCUGCUCCGCGCUGCACCACGGCCCGCCGGGCCACUGCCCGGAGGCGUGCCAGCAGGCGCUCAUCGCCCUCACCUCCACGGACGAGGGCAAGGACCUGAUGACGUGCCAGUGCGCCGACGACCUGUGCGAGGAGACCAAGCGGCGCGUCGAGGUGUGCCGGCCGUCCGUGCUGCGCGCGACGCGUAACGAGUCGGUGGUGUCGUGCCGCGUGGCGCAGUGGAUCUGCGGCGCGGACGCGCUCUGCUCCACGGCCCUCGAGUACUACCACCGCUACUGCCGGCGCAUGUUCCGCGGCCAGAAGUGCACGGCGCGCUGCAAGAACUCCAUCUCCAUCCUCAGGCGGCAGGACAAGGCCGCCAAGCUGGACUCGUGCUGGUGCGACGGCAAGGAGGAGUACGACUGCCCGGCCAUCCGCAGCAACAUGGCGCAGCUGUGCUUCCACCAGGCGCCGCCGCGGACGUACGCGCCGCCCGACCCGCUCCCGGGCGACGUGGAGACCAACGAGCUGCUGCCCAAGCAGCAGUCCAAGGGCGGCGCCGCGCGCGCCCGCCUCGGGGCGCCGCUCCUCCUGCUCGUGCUCGCCGCCGCGCUGGCCGCCGCGUCGUGACACCGUCGCGGGCCUCCCGCCGUCGCGCCAUACAACUGUCGUCGUCCGGGCCGCGUCCGCGGUGGCGACGACGACGGCGGCGCCUCUGUCCCUCGCCCACCGCCCUCCCAGUUACCGCCCGGUGGGAGGGGGACAGAGCCAGAGCAAGCAGAUCCUCCGCACGUCCUCCGCUCCCCUGCUCCGCCGAGUGCAAAGCGUUGCGGAGCGUUGCAGAGCGCCACCCAGGGCGGCGCCACCGCGACAACGCCACGCUCCGCUAGCGACGGGCCCCGCGGGUCCAUUUGAAUGUUGGCGCGCUGCGGGAUGGGACAGGCCGCGUGCGUGUGGUCCCACCGCUGCCCACCCCGGCCCGAUCAAGAGAGCAGCAGCAGCAAUUGUUUCGGGACUUAUUUUACAUGGGCGCCGCCGCCGAGGACGGCUGCUGUAGCCGAGCGCAGCGGGCGUGGCAGCUGCUGCUGCUGCGGGGAUGCAGCGGAGCGCAUCUGCAACAACUACAGUACCUUGAAUCUGUGUACAAAAACAAGUGUAAAAAAGGCAGAGAGAGAAAAAGAUUCUAUUGUUGGAAAUGUAUAUGUUUCAGAGAUUAUUUAUCCAUCUUAAAUUUCUGUAGAUAUUGGUUUUUAAAAGAGAUUAUAUUUGUUAUAAAUUAUUUUCAAAGAGCGAAUUUUACCCUAUCGCGUUUUUACAUUUUAUAAAUUAUAUUAAACACCCUAUGACUUGUGAUGCAUCUGUGAUUUGUCAGGAAUUAUUAAUUCUAUUAUUUUUGCCCUGCCUAUCUAUGUUACCAACUUGCGUUCUUAUGUUCAAAUUAGGGUGUUAUUUUAGCCUGAUUGUGAUGAAUUGUACAUUUCUUUGUGUAUAUUUAAAUUUAGUCUAAGUGUACUGACUGAUCCUGUAUCCAUAAUAUUUCGUUGGAGCGACAUUUGUUCGCCAUCGUGGAGUUGGUCCCCGUACCAGCGUGUUAAAUUGAACAAAAGAAUAGUUCAAUUCAUAAAUGCAAAAUAUCUUUUGCCGUAUGAGUCAAGGUCCGUACUACAUAUCCGUGUACAAAACUGGUGUGUGAUAGUAUUAAAUAAUAAAAAUGGUUUUAGGCCAUGAAAGCCGCGAGUCUUGGUCCGUACUAAAGCAAGACAGUGAUUUCUAGUGAAUGUGAGAGUGUGUAAUUGAGUGAGUGUCUGAGACAGAGAAAAACAUGUACAAACUGUUAUGUACAAAUUUUUCUGUAAUAUAAAAUAACAAGCAUAUUGUAGAUAUUUUAUAUCAUAUGUGAAAAAUGUGCGAUAUGUAUAUUUUUGAAAGACUGUAGACUGUAGAAAUUGUAUAGUGUGAAAUUUUGUAUAUUUGGAAUGUGUUUGACAGAGGAGAACGAGAUAGGCAAUAAAUUGCAGUGGUUGUUACAAA